Messenger RNA from Colletotrichum destructivum, 796 nucleotides. RefSeq lists its product as uncharacterized. The transcript is spliced from 3 exons. Bases 113 to 670 code for a protein of 185 amino acids. The record is from RefSeq and is a predicted model, not a curated record. Lineage: Eukaryota; Fungi; Ascomycota; Sordariomycetes; Glomerellales; Glomerellaceae.
CCGCUCUCACAGCUCAUAGCCGGCACGCCCACCCAGCAUCACAACAUCAUCAAGAAGAACAACAACAACCACGAAAGGAGCCCCUGAGAAUGUAAGUAAUGCUUCGAGGAAGAUGAGGGCCGAAGUUCUCCAUCGGCCUCGUCUCUGCCUGGCCAGCGUCAUGAUUGCUACAACAGCUGCCGCCAACCCCGUUGCCGCUCAGGAGUUCGUCGCCGACGACCACCCCUCGACCGUGACCGAAGUCAUCACCUCAAGCGCCCAUUCAAUAACCACAACCACGCCAAAUUCGCCGCCCCCACGGCUUCGACAACGGCUUCGGCGCCGAGUGCUCCGGCAUAGCCUACGGCGGCGAUUUUGUGAACUGCACUUGGACUGGGGGCGCUACGGGCGCUACCAUGCAGUCGAGAUAGGCCGAUCCCAACAUCUCCAUCAGCUACGUCUAUCCAUACCCGAACGCCCGAUCGAACUUCAUUUUCAACUUCGCCGCUUCUUUGGACAUCAACGUUGCCGAGCAGACCGUUUACCCCGAUUGAAUACAACUAGGAUUGGGUUCUCAAACAACUCCAGGAACGACAUCGUCUCAAGCCAAUUAAGUACACGGUCCGCCAGCUGGCAGUUAUUACUAGCGGUUCAGUCAACACGCUUAUCUGUCGUGAUGGUGGCGCGAUAGCGGACACAGUAUUGUCGGCCAAGCGAUUGUGGCCAAUGAAGGCACCGCGACAUUUGGACGUACUUGCACAAUGUUUUCUAAAGCCUAUCACUUGCUGUCCACGCACCACGCAUCUCAGUCGUGGAU